AUGGGGGCUGGAGUGACUGGAGCGUGGGUGAUCGAGGGUCCUUCCAACCAUUCCCUAGGAACGACCUCCCGGCUCCGCUCUUCCCCCUCUCCGUACCAAUCGGUUAGCGGUCCUCGGUACAACCCGCCCCAAGGUUCCGACGCUGCCUGUUCGCUGGCCCCGAUUCUCCAUCACUGCUCGGCUUGCUUGGGUAAGGAGGUCCACGUCGGCAUCCCAGGGAAAUCGCAGGCCGAGCGCUGCGGGGCGGAGCCGGAGCCGGAGCCGGAGCGGGGCAGGCGGGACUCGGGAGCGGCGCGGCGCGGGCGAGUCAUGCAGGUGCUGCCCCGCCGAGGUCCAGAGCGCGCCGCCAGGGGCUCCUCGGGGGCCGCCGGGCUUGCGGGCUCGGCGCAGGCGGCCGCGCAGGGGCUGCUGAAGUUUGUGCAUCGGGGCCCCUCCCCGUAUCAUGUGGUUGCCGAGUGUCGGAAUCGCCUUCUUCAGGCUGGUUUUCAGGAAUUAAAGGAAGCUGAACACUGGGAUAUCCAGCCUGACCGAAAGUACUUUGUGACCAGGAACUUCUCAACAUUGAUUGCUUUUGCUGUGGGAGGCCAGUACCAGCCAGGCAAUGGUUUCAGCUUGAUUGGUGCCCACACAGACAGUCCAUGCCUGAGAGUGAAGCGACGCUCAAAGCGUGGGCAGGAGGGCACAAUUCAGGUGGGCGUAGAGACCUAUGGAGGUGGUAUCUGGAGCACCUGGUUUGAUCGGGACCUCACAGUUGCUGGAAGAGUCAUUAUCAAGGACCUGGCUACAGGGCGGCUGGAGCAGCAGCUGGUGAAGGUGGAACGCCCCAUUCUCCGUAUCCCACAUUUGGCCAUCCAUCUCCAACGCAACAUGAACGAGAGCUUUGGACCAAACACUGAGAACCACCUGAUUCCGAUUUUGGCCACAGAAGCCCAGGAGGCGCUAGAGAAGGAAGUGUCCAAGACAGGAACUGCUUGUACCUUUGCUGUCCAGAAUUGGCAUCCUCCAGCUCUGCUGUCCCUUCUUUGCUCGCAGCUGGAAGUGAAGCCUGAGCAGGUGGUUGAGUUAGAGCUUUGCCUGGUGGAUACACAGCCUCCAACCCUCGGUGGCGCCUUCAAUGAGUUCAUAUUCUCCCCUCGCCUGGACAACCUCCACAGCUGUUACUGUGCCCUGCAGGCAUUGAUCGAAUCCAGUGAAGGGCCUGGAGCACUUGCCAAUGAGCCUAACGUGCGCUUGGUUGCAUUAUAUGACAAUGAAGAGGUGGGUUCAGAAACUGCUCAAGGUGCCAUGUCUCUGCUUACUGAACUCGUACUUCGACGAAUCUCAGCCUCACCACAGAAUUUGACUGCAUUUGAGGAAGCCGUGCCCAAGUCCUGCAUGAUCAGUGCAGACAUGGCCCAUGCCGUCCAUCCCAAUUACGCGGACAAGCAUGAGAAGAACCACCGACCAGAGUUCCAUAAGGGCCCCACUAUCAAAGUGAACAAUAACCAGCGGUACGCAUCCACUGCAGUCACAGAGGCACUGGUCCGUGAGAUUGCCAGCCGUGUGGAUGUACCCCUGCAAGAAUACAUGGUUCGGAAUGAUUCUCCCUGUGGUACAACCAUUGGGCCCAUCCUGGCCUCCAGGCUUGGCUUGCGUGUUGUGGAUAUGGGCUGCCCACAGCUAGCCAUGCACUCCAUUCGCGAGAUGUGCUGCACCUCGGGUGUCCUGCAGUCCAUCACUCUUUUCAAGGGCUUCUUCGAGCUGUUUCCCGCACUGGAUCAUGGAUUGCUGAGCAACUGAAUGGCAUCUCAAAUGCAGAAGGAGGCAAACAGCCCCUUCUUCCAUACUGGAUAGCAAUUAAAACACAUUAAUAUCUUAUACUAGUGACCUCUGUGGUGUGCAGGACUUGCUGACUG
This is a messenger RNA of Euleptes europaea (tarantolino), 1895 nucleotides long. It is a transcript of the gene DNPEP, whose product is annotated as aspartyl aminopeptidase. Lineage: Eukaryota; Metazoa; Chordata; Lepidosauria; Squamata; Sphaerodactylidae. Bases 1 to 1779 code for a protein of 592 amino acids. Gene Ontology annotation, biological process: proteolysis. The record is from RefSeq and is a predicted model, not a curated record. The transcript is spliced from 16 exons. Gene Ontology annotation, molecular function: aminopeptidase activity; zinc ion binding.